AUGAAUUUACUAAAUGUUUAUGCUACUUGCUUUUUAUUUUCAGAUGAACCUUCUUUCUCUACAACAGGAUUAGAUUCCAGAUGUGGGGGUCUGUUGCUUCAGUUUUCAGGAGAAAUAUCCAGUCCUUCCUUUCCAAACAAUUACACAGCUAAUCUACACUGUGUAUGGGAUAUUCGUACUGCUGUAGGAUAUUAUAUUAUACUUGACUUUGUGCACUUUGAUUUAGAACCUCAAUCAAAUUGUGGUAGGGACUGGGUGAUUGUGUACGAUGGUAUUCCUGGAUACUCUCACCAGCUAGGAAGAAUAUGCCACGCCGGAACCUAUACAUUUUACUCCUCAUCUAAUAUCAUUGGAGUUGAAUUUAGCAGUAACAGUAUUAUUCAUCACUCUGGUUUCCGUGCUGUGUUUAAUUCAUAUUACCAAACAGGUUCUUCUGAACAAACCACCACAGAUGAAUAUCCAGUUUCUUCUGAACAAACCACCACAGAUGAAUAUUCAGAAACAACAUCAAAUCAUGCUGAUUAUACAACACAUCCAGAAGUAUAUCCAAUACGCCUUGUUGGUGGUUGGGACUAUUGUGCAGGGCGUGUGGAAAUAUACUACAAUGGUUCCUGGGGUACAGUGUGUGAUGACCUCUGGCACCUCUCAGAUGCUUCUGUUGUUUGCAGACAACUUAAUUGCGGAACUGCUGUUUCUGCUUUACAAAAUGCAUAUUUUGGACAAGGCUCUGGACAAAUUCUCUUAGAUGAUUUACAGUGUAGUGGAUAUGAACAAUACCUUUGGCAGUGUCCUCAUAGAGGCUGGGGAGUUCAUAAUUGUCGUCAUCAUGAGGAUGCUGGGGUCAUCUGCUCAUGUUCUUCUCAACGACCCACCACAGAUGUAAAUCCAGAUGAACCUUCUGUCUCUACACCAGGUUCUUCUCAACGACCCACCACAGAUGUAUAUCCAGAUGAACCUUCUUUCUCUACACCAGAUGAACCUUCUGUCUCUACACCAGGAUUAGAUUCCACAUGUGGGGGUCUGUUGCUUCAGUUUUCAGGAGAAAUAUCCAGUCCUUUCUUUCCAAACAAUUACACAGCUAAUGUACACUGUGUAUGGGAUAUUCGUACUGCUGUAGGAUAUUAUAUUAUACUUGACUUUGUGCACUUUGAUUUAGAACCUCACUCAAAUUGUGCUUGGGACUGGGUGAUUGUGUACGAUGGUAUUCCUGGAUACUCUCACCAGCUAGGAAAAAUCUGCCACGCUGGAACCUAUAUAUUUUACUCCUCAUCUAACAUCAUUGGAGUUGAAUUUAGUAGUGACAGUAUUAUUCAUCACUCUGGCUUUCGUGCUGUGUUUAAUUCAUAUUACCAAACAGGCCCAGGAAUAUCUGACCCUAGAAUUGCAUAUUGCUCAAAUUCAGCAAUUAUUUUCUCUGAUCCGACCUCUGCAUCCCCCACCCGGGUUUCUGUUUUAUCACAAAGAAGUUUUCCAGAGUUGGCAAUUAAUUCUACAACACCUCCAGUUAAUCUUGGAACUACAGCACCCAAUUACACAUGUGGUGGUGUUUUGACAAACCCCAAUGAUGUUUUCUAUAGCCCUAAUUUCCCAAGUCCUUACCCUAAUAAUGCCUACUGUUUCUGGGAAAUACGAGUCAGCCCUGGUCAUUACGUGGAGCUUCAGUUCCUGCAAUUAGACUUGGAGGUAGCAUCUGGAUGUGUAUAUGACUCAGUGACUAUAUAUGACGGCCUCCCACAGAACUCUCCUCUGAUAGCAAAAAUAUGCACACCUGGUCAAAACACUUCAUUCAUCUCUACCUCAAAUAUCAUGGGCGUUGUAUUCCAAACUGAUUCCAGCUUUCAGAGAUAUGGUUUCCAGGCUGUAUACACAUCAGCAUACAGAAACAGCAGCACACCAGUCAAUUGCGGAGGAAUCAUAAAUAAUCACUGGGGAUACAUUGAGAGCCCAUCCUACCCAUAUUCACACAGUGCUGCAGAUUGUGUCUGGCAUUUACAAGUCGGAGCUGGCAAUCGAAUCCAAAUACAGUUUAUAGAUUUUGCACUUGAAAAUUCCCCUUCUUGUUCAUUUGGAUUUGUGUCAGUUUAUGAUGGGACACCCCAAAAUUCUCCAUUACUUGGGAAAUUUUGUGGAACAUACAGACACAACUUUACCUCCUCCUCAAACAGUUUAAGUGUUGUCUACUCAAGUAAAGGAAGUAGCAGCAGCCUUGUCAGAGGGUUCCGUGCCAGUUAUGUUUCUGUAUAUCAAAGUAAUCAGAAUGUGACUCUGUCAUGUACAUCAGAUUACAUGCAAGCACAGAUUUCAAUAUGGUACCUUCAGUCUUUGGGUUAUUCAGCAAAUGACGUUUUCUUGAAUGACCCUAAUUGUCGUCCCAACAUUUAUGGGAGCUGGGUGACAUUUUACAUAUAUUACAAUCAAUGUGGUACAACAAGACAGGGUGAAAGAGACACAAUAAGUUAUUCAAACACUGUGCAUGCUUACCAUUCUGGUCAAGUGAUUGAACGCAGCAGAAAGCUACGCUUGAACCUUCGUUGUCAAAUGUACCAAAAUACAAUGGUGGAAAUUAUGUACCACGCUGAUGAUGCCAGAGAUGUUAACCUGACACGACAAGGCUUGUAUCAUGCUAGCAUGUCCUUCUACUGGAGUCCAAGCUUCAACAACCCUGUGUAUCAAUCACCAUUCUUUGUCCAACUCAACCAGGUCUUAUAUCUUCAAGCAACAUUACACAGUUCUGAUCCUAAUCUCAUCUUGUUUGUAGACACAUGUGUGGCAUCACCAGAUCACAAUGAUUUUGUAACUCAAACCUAUGACUUAAUACGCAAUGGGUGUGUAAAAGACUCUACAUAUACAGCAUACUAUUCUCCAUACUCGAGCCAAGUUCGCUUUGGAUUCAGUGCCUUUGGGUUUGUUAACCAAUAUUCCACUGUUUACCUGCAGUGUAAACUGACAGUGUGUCCAAAAUACAGCAGCAAUUCAAGAUGCACACAGGGUUGUAUCACCAGACGCAAAAGGGGGGCAGUACCAUCCCAUCAACAACUUAAUGUUUUACUUGGGCCCAUUCAACUUUUGAUCUAGAGAAUUAAUGAACACCAUCAAUGUUGGGUUCCAUACGGGCGAGCAGAUUGUGAAAUAAAGAUAUAUCAAUAAAAAUAAAUUAUUAUUUGUGUUAAUAAUAAUUACAA
This is a messenger RNA of Bombina bombina (fire-bellied toad), 3182 nucleotides long. RefSeq names its product deleted in malignant brain tumors 1 protein-like. NCBI's taxonomy places the organism in Eukaryota, Metazoa, Chordata, Amphibia, Anura, Bombinatoridae. The transcript is spliced from 25 exons. Gene Ontology annotation, cellular component: membrane. The record is from RefSeq and is a predicted model, not a curated record. Bases 1 to 3075 code for a protein of 1024 amino acids.